AUGUGGUGCCGGGCAUUUUCAGCUACUUUGGGAGGUCAUGCCCGAACUUGGUACUCCUGUCUUCCCCAUCGUUCCAUCAGCAGCUGGGAAGAGCUAAAGACCUGUUUCCUAGCCCAUUACGCUCCCUUGAAGCGCCACCGGAAGUCUUUCAUGGCUCUGGUGAACAUCAAGCAAAACCAGGGUGAAUCCCUAAGGGAUUUCGUGGCUAGAUUUAAUGAGGAGGCAUUGAGCAUUGAUGAGUUCGAUCAACGGAUCGCAAUGGUGGCUCUCCAGAAUGGCUUGAGGACGGGACCAUUCACUCAGUCCUUGGCCAAUACUCUACCUCGUACUUUCACAGAAGCCCUUACACGGGCUAAUAAGUACAUCAAUGCGGAAGAGGUGAUGAAGGUGAAGAGGGCUGAACAGCCUGACAAGAAAGAAAGAGAGAAGGAGAAGAAAAAGCCGAUGGUGGAACAGAAGACGGACUACCGCCCCUCCCGAGCUCUAGAUCGCCCGGGUUUUGGGGGUGCACGAGGAAGCCUGGUGAGUUAUACUCCCCUUAAUGCUAGUCGAGCAGAGAUACUCUUAGCACUAGAGGACAAGAAUUAUUUGCGACGUCCUCCCCCGCUGAAGUCUCCACCUAACACUAGAAGCAAAAAGAAGUAUUGUCGUUUCCACCGCGACCACGGCCAUGAGAUAGAGGACUGCAUCCAAUUGAAAGAAGAGAUACAGGAGCUUAUCAACAGGGGUUACCUCCGGGAUUUCGUUAGUCGAGGAGGUGUGAACUCGGGCAGGGUAGAAUCCCAAUCGGAGCACAGAAGGAGGUCCCCUACUCGAACAGUUCCAGGGCCUCACUCAACUGCUCCCAAGAGCGUGGUAAAGGAAAAGGUGGUCAUCACAUUCUCCGAAGAGGAUCUUCCGAGCUACCCCAACUAUUCAGAUUCGUUGGUGAUCACUACUCAAGUAGGAGAGUGGGAGAUGAGGCGAAUCCUCGUGGACCCGGGUAGCCCUUCGGAGAUUCUUUACAAGAGGGCAUUCCUAGGGAUGGGGUUCACUCUCGAUCGGCUGAGGCCAGUUCGUGUCCCCUUGGUGGGUUUUGAUGGAAUGGUGAUUCACUCUGAGGGGUUGAUCUGGCUACCCCUGACAGUCGGUAGUGGCUCUCAUAAAUCCCAGGUGACGUUGGAUUUUUUGGUUGCUGAUGUGCCCUCGGCAUACAAUAUGGUCCUUAGUAGGUCCGGGCUUAGUGCCUUGAGGGCGAUACCAAGCACAUAUCACAUGGUGUUGAAAUUCUCUACUCCGGGAGGGAUUGGCAAGGUAAGAGGGGACCAACGGCAGGCUAGGGAAUGCUACGUAGCCUCUUUGAGUGCCACUAUAGCCAAGGGGUCAGAGUCAGACUCAGACUCAAGGCUGAACCAGGAUGCUAUCCCUCAAGACGGUCAGGGCCAGAUGGAAACGAAAUAG
This is a messenger RNA of Diospyros lotus (date-plum), 1440 nucleotides long. RefSeq lists its product as uncharacterized. Bases 1 to 1440 code for a protein of 479 amino acids. The record is from RefSeq and is a predicted model, not a curated record. The transcript is spliced from 2 exons. Lineage: Eukaryota; Viridiplantae; Streptophyta; Magnoliopsida; Ericales; Ebenaceae.